Messenger RNA from Magnolia sinica, 3861 nucleotides. RefSeq names its product transcription termination factor MTERF5, chloroplastic-like. Bases 378 to 1610 code for a protein of 410 amino acids. Gene Ontology annotation, molecular function: double-stranded DNA binding. Gene Ontology annotation, cellular component: chloroplast. The record is from RefSeq and is a predicted model, not a curated record. The transcript is spliced from 3 exons. Gene Ontology annotation, biological process: chloroplast organization; regulation of DNA-templated transcription. NCBI's taxonomy places the organism in Eukaryota, Viridiplantae, Streptophyta, Magnoliopsida, Magnoliales, Magnoliaceae.
AAGUUUCUUCUUUUUUUUUUUUUGAGUUUGAUACUCUGGCAGAGUGCGACUCUUGAUGCGCAGGCACUCAGAGGUUGUACACGUGGCAUGCGUUAACUCAUUAUAAAACAGCUAAAUUGUCGAUCUUAUGUCAUAAAUCCACAAUCCUAGAGGGCCCGCUUAUCACCUUCGGAUUGCAAAACGCGGCCCGCAUUGUCCUUUUGCCCUCUCUUCCAACUUCGACCGAAAGCUACCGAAGCUGUAGCUCAUGUAGAAGUUUUCAACUGCCUUGUAUUCUUUCAUCACCGCAAAAACAGAUCACGACUUGUAAGUUUUCAUCCCAGUCCUUUAUUUCAUUCCAUUCCUUUUUCCUGACCAAAAAGAAGAAGAAGAAGAAGAUGUUCCAUUUCCUUCGUUACAGAAAGCUCCUCCAAAUCAACAUCCAAACACUCCAAAUCCAAUCCCUACAAAACCCAUUUCUAAAAUCCUAUUCCAAAACAAACCCACCUUUUUCUCUCCUCCAAUACCUCCAAAGCUCAUGUGCGCUCUCCCCAGAAAAGGCAUUAACAGCCUCCAAAGCUGUCUAUCACAGGACCCCAAAAGACCCAGAUUCUAUCCUCAAAUUCCUCAAAUCCUAUGGAUUCCCAAAAACCCACAUCGAAUCCAUCAUCACUAAUGCCCCACAACUCCUCUUCACAACUGAAUCCAGCUUAAGACCCAAAAUUCAGUUCUUCAAAGAAAAGGGCCUUUCCGAAUCCGAUAUAGUGAGCAUCAUCAUUUCAGACCCCGCCAUCUUGACUGCCAGUCUCGAAAAUCGUAUAAAACCGUGGUUCGAUUUCCUUUCUAACGUUUUUGGAACGCACAAAUUAGUAAUCAAAUCACUCAAGAGGUCGAAGUUCCGAUUCAGUUCGGAGAAGGCUGUAGUUCCCAAUGUGGCCAUUUUGAAGAAUUGUGGUGUCUCAGAUCAUCAGAUUUCGAAAUUACUUAUGGGCCAACCGUUGACGUUGAUUGUGAAGUCUGAUCGAUUUAAUGAGAUUGUGAAGAUGGUUCAGGAAAUGGGGUUCAAUCCGUCAACCUAUAUGUUCGUGGAGGCAGUCCGUGUGAUAGCAGCUUUGAGCCGUCCGAUGUGGUAUACGAAAUUUGAGGUCUAUAGGAGCUUGGGGUGUUCAAAUGAGGAGAUAUUGUUAGCAUUCCGUAAGCGCCCGGGCUGCAUUGCGAUAUCAGAGGAGAAGAUUAGAAGUUGUAUGAAUUUCUUUGUCAAGGAGUUGGGUUGGAAUCCUUCAAGCAUUUUGGUCUACUACCCGAACCUUUUGUCACUUAGUUUGGAGAAGAGAAUUGUGCCCAGGCAUAGAUUUUGGCAGUUUUUGGUUUCGAAGGGCCUGAUUAAGAAGGAUGGAAAGUUUGUGAAAAUCUUUAUGGUGGCAAGUGAGAAGCGGUUCUUGGAGAAUUAUGUGAUGAAGCACCAAGCGAAGGUUCCGGAGAUAUUGAAGAUUUAUGAGGGCAUGAUCGGGUCAAAGAUCAUUGUCCAAGCUCGAGGUAAAGCUUGUUCUUUCCAAAACAGCCACUGUAUUGAAUGGAAGCUCUCCCACUUCAUGAUGAAGAAUAAUAGCAAGGACACACUAGAUGGAUGAUCCCAAUCCAUGUCCCCUUCUUUUGUGUGAAGUUAGGAGGUAUAGCGUUUGUGAAUUCUCAUACGACCAGAACCAGGGUAUUACAUCCUACUCAUUCAUACCAUCAAAAUCAUGUUUUCCUUGCGGAUUGGAUGGGUGGAUUAACAGAGACAUCACGGUGGGCCCAUACCUAAAAAUGAUCUGAGAAAAGUGAUGGACAGCGUGGAUAAACAGAGAUCACGGUGGGCCCCCACACAGAUCUAAUCGGACGCAAUCCGCUUCCCCUCGAGCAAGGUUAUGAUGGAUCAUGAAUUACCUUGCACAUGUUAUCCAUGCUAGUUUCCUUGACAGAGUGGAAUGGUGGGAAUAGGAUUUGUGUGGCUGACCUCAGUUAGUUGGGAUGAGGCUUUGAUGAUGAUGGUGAUGAUGAUCAACCAAAAAUUGUGUGCCCCACUUGUGGAGGCCAGAAAUCUGAUCGAACGGAUGAUCCUAACCAUCAAAAUCACGCAAAUGAUACUAACGUGGAGGGUGUAGAUGAUCUCGGGCAGAAGGCUACUAAUAGCGCCAGCGACUUAAACACGUGUCGGGCAGCUAUUCUAGACGACACUGUUACAUCCACAUGGACGGCAGAGAUGAGAUCGGGUCUCGAUUGAGACCACGUGGAUAGCUCGUGUGACCUUCCCGAUUCACUUAUCGAGCGUGCGCUUCUCCCCUUGACAGAUGGCGCAAAUCUGGAGACCUCUCGUGUCUCCCCAAGUCACGUAUCCAUCGAUCUAGAACAAAAGGGCGAUCCGACUCCUUCGCACUAGGCCCCUCUGAACCUAAACUUACCCCUUUGGCCUUCACCUUUUUUCCAAUCAGUGCGCGAAAGCUACGAGCUCUCUUAGCGGCUUUCUCAGGAAUCUUGACGUUCAGAUUUUGCGGCGAGAGUCUGAUUUGCCCCCGCUCUCUGUCCCUGGGAGAUGCAGACCUCUCGGACUCCCAGUCGGUCGCGUCCAUUCCCUUGACUGAAUGUGACAAUUCGAUGAUUGAUACCUCUCUGCGGUCCACCUCAAAUUCCCAGAUCAUGACAGAUUCUGCUUUGAUUGCUUUAUUUUAGGUUGUGAAGGGGGUCACAUUAUUGAUGCUGAGCUGCUCCAGAUCAGAAUGGGUAGUCUCCCUCAAGAUACGGAUAAGGAGGUUGCGGCUGAGAGAGCAAAACUAGCGGACUCUAUCUAAAAAAAACGUUGGAUCAGGGAUGCCAUGGGACACAUCAGUAGAUCCUUGGGCUUCUCUUUCGGAGACCAUCCAGAAUAUUUCUUGGCCCUUUUUCACUGCAUCAAAGCCUGCGGCAAGCCCCUGCAAUGCCCCAAAUCUCCAAGAAAAUUCUCUCCCAAGCCCACCAGGAAUAAAGAGCUGCAGAGUCUUCAGUCCAGCCCUGGUCCGAUCAAGGAAAUUACAGAAGGUAUCGUCGAUGGUGGUCGUCGGGGAAGAUCGAUUUCCAAAUGAAAGUCCUCUCUUGGAAUGUUAGAGGGGUGGGAUCCAAGAAAAAGCGUUGUCUGAUAAAAGACAUCACGGGAAGAAGCAAAGCAGAUAUCAUUUGCUUUCAGGAAACUAAGGCCCAAGUUUUUUCAGCUAAGCUCAUGGAAUCCCUUUGGAAAGCUCGCGAUGUGAAGUGGGAGGCCUCAAAUGCGGUAGGUAGUGCGGGAGGGAUUCUUAUCACCUGGAAUGCGGCUAUUUGGUCGAUGGAGCGUAGUUGGAUCGGAGAGUUCUCGGUUUCUGUUGUUCUAAAUCAGAUCGGCUCCAACUUUUCCUGUCUUAUUUCUUCGGUCUAUGGUCUUAAUCAAGCUGAUAGGCGAUAUGAUUUUUGGGAGGAUUUACACGCAGCUAGGGAAAUUUUUUACGGCCUGUGGAGUAUCAGAGGAGAUUUUAACAUUACACGGUAUGCGGAAGAGCGUUCUCAGCCUGGUAGAGUUUUCGUUGCGAUGCGAUCUUUUUCCCACUAGAUAGACGAACAUGCGUUGAUGGAUCUACCCCUGUCUAAAUCCAAAUUUACUUGGUCAAACCAGUGUUCUCCGCCUUCCCUCACUAGAUUAGAUCAGUUUCUUGUUUUGGCUAACUAGACUAAAGCUUCCCCGCAUGUUUUGCAGUUGGCGCUCCCUCGACCUACGUCUGACCACUCGCCGAUAGUGCUCUCUAUGGAAGAGGAAAACUGGGGCACGAAGCCAUUUCGUUUUGAUAUCUCGUGGCUAAAGAUUGAGGGAUUCGAUCAACUUAUUUCUGAUUGGUGGAA